AUGACCGAGUUUAUUAAUGAAAAUCCAAACGUUUUAGAUGAAACCCAGUUACCUCAGAGACUCGAAGACCCAGAAGAUUGGUUAGACUCGUCAAUAAAUAAAACCACACUCGAGAAGAAGAAACAACUAUUGAAAAUCAGUUCUAACGAUCCCCAACUAAUAUCAGAUAUCGAAAUACUGGAUAAACUACUGGCUAGAACAAAGGUAUCAGAGGAAAGAUUGCCCGAUUUAGCGUACGAUGAGGAAACUCAAGAUCCAGGUUCGGAAGAAUACUGCUCAUUCAAAGAGGAUGAGGAUCUCAUUGAUCCCCAGGAGAUUUACGAUUUAAUAUCCCAUAUAAGCGACCCAGAACAUCCAUUAACCCUAGGCCAGCUAGCUGUUGUUAACCUGCCCGACAUAGAGGUGCAUAAUUCGGACACUGCAGGCGAGAUCGCCGAAGUCGUUGUAAGGAUUACUCCAACCAUUACCCAUUGUUCACUGGCCACUCUGAUUGGUCUGGGAAUUAGAGUAAGAUUGGAAAGAAGUUUAACACCGAGGUUUAGAAUCACGAUUUUACUGAAGGAAGGGUCCCAUCAGAGUGAGAAUCAAGUGAAUAAACAGUUAAAUGAUAAAGAACGAGUUGCAGCGGCCUGCGAGAAUGAGCAGCUGAUAGAGGUGGUUUCCAAAAUGCUCAGUACAUGCAAAUAG
Messenger RNA from Eremothecium cymbalariae DBVPG#7215, 687 nucleotides. RefSeq names its product iron-sulfur cluster assembly protein CIA2 (gene CIA2). The coding region runs from base 1 to 687 and encodes 228 amino acids. Lineage: Eukaryota; Fungi; Ascomycota; Saccharomycetes; Saccharomycetales; Saccharomycetaceae. The record is from RefSeq and is a predicted model, not a curated record. The transcript has a single exon. Gene Ontology annotation, biological process: iron-sulfur cluster assembly.